Messenger RNA from Ostertagia ostertagi, 723 nucleotides. Lineage: Eukaryota; Metazoa; Nematoda; Chromadorea; Rhabditida; Trichostrongylidae. The record is from the annotation of a GenBank genome assembly.
AUGAAAGUGAAAAGGCUGAAAAGAGCUCAUCGCAUAUUAACGUUCUUCAAGUACAAUUACAAGAUUUCACCACCGUUCAGAGUUUUGGUGGACGGUACUUUCACUAAUGCUGCUCUCGCAAAUAAAAUCAAUCUACGAGAACAGUUGCCAAAAUAUUUAGGCGGAGAUGUUGAAAUCGUGACCACAAAGUGUGUCCUCGCAGAACUCGAGUCUCUUGGCUCCCCUGUUUAUGGAGCGCUUGUUAUUGCUCGUCAGUUCGAGGUGGACGUUUGUCCACAUACACCAAGUCGCCCGGCAGCGGAUUGCCUCGCGCAUCUUGCUCGUCGUGCUGCGAAAGGGAAGACUAAAUAUGUUAUUGCCACUAAUGAUGAUUCGCUUUCGGAAAAGUUGCGCACAAUUGCUGGAACGCCCAUUCUUUACAUAAAAUACAAUGCCAUUCUAUUGGAUCGAGUAUCGGAGACGUCAAUAGCGGCUGUGGAUGACAUACACAAAAGCGAGCUCGAAAGUUUGAAAGCAAUUAAGGCUGCUGUGUUAGGCGAACAAAAUGUCAAAAAGAAGAAAAGGAAGAUAAAGGGCGCUAAUCCGCUUUCCUGUAAGAAGAAGAAAAAAGUUUCCGAUACCGUAGUGCCUGUGAAAACAGGAGUCCGCACAGCCAGUGGCAAAAGAAAGCGAUCAAGACGCAAGGCGACGGCAUCAACCGCUCCGUCUGAGGCUGCUGAAUAG